AUGCCGUCGCGGGCUGCGCAUAAUCCUUCGGUCCAUCAAUCCACGAACCUGGCCGGAGUCCAACCUAGCACAAGCCCCAUCCGCGUGCCAGUAGUGGGAAGUCGAUCCCCAAACCGCGCGCGGCAUGUCGAGGCAAGCACAAACCCAAGAGUGACCGGGGCGCUGUACUUCUCCCCGCCGUCAUCGCCGCCGCAUCGUGGACGGCAUUCGCGGUCGAUUAGCCAGCCCUUUGCGUCGGCUUUCGGGGCUACUGGGAAGCGUCGGAAUAAAUCAAUAGUAGCCGUAGAUACCGAUGACGAUGAUGACGACGAUGAUGAUAUCUAUCUCCCGAAUCCAAAUCCAUUAUCUACGAGUCCCCGCAAGGGUCUGCCGCGAGUACCGCCGAAGGAUGAUUUGACGACGGGGAAGUGUAUGACUUGCAAUAACACAGUGCGGUGGCCGCGGAGCUUGAAAGUUUUCCGAUGUACGGAGUGCUUAACGGUGAAUGACCUGGAGCCGUUUCAAGAGACGAGAGACCCCAUCAAACAUGGAGCAAAGCCGGCCAUUCCAAGGAAAGCUAUCCCGCUGACAACUGAGCGAACCGCUGCCAUUAUCGAUCGGUGCAUCUCUACCUAUUUGCAACAAUACUUAGGAGCCCCGCCAGUACCACCGAAGGAUGCAUUUAGGAAAGGCUUGCCUCAAGCCUCACCCAGACCAUCGGGAAAUUUACCGCUGCCUCAACACCAGAGACCCCCACGGGGUCGCAGCGUGUCAUCCUCAGACACGCGUGAGAAGGCCGAUGGUGGCGAUAGAGCCUUUGAAAGCUCCAGUUAUCCGUUUAGGAAUCCAUUUGCCCCGGCUCCCCCGCCAAAAGAUGCGCCAGACCCUCGGAAUGCACCUAGACAGGUGGCGCCAAGGGAGCAUGGUCGACCGCAUGACAGUGGAAGAAAGGAAAAACAUCUUUAUAUAUUCCGAGAACUGGAGGACUAUAUAAUAUCGGGGUUUAGGGGUUGUGACAUCUUGAAUGCAUCGUUCAACUCGGCUCAUCCUGCUCCCCAACCUGCACCAGAGAACACUCGUCCCGAACCUGACCCGCAGAAAAGCCCAAGACACGCACAUGUGGAUCCCGUCGUUGAACUGGAUGCUAAGACACUUCUGGUGGGGGACCUGGCUGAGAAUUCAUCUUGGUGGAUGGCCGAUGAAGAAUCGGGUACAGGCCCCAGCCAUGCCCAAUCCAAGUCCAGGGCUUCAAAAACAGUAAACUCAAGGAGCCCUCGAAUCAAUUGGAUUGAUGUCGAUCAAUGGUAUCACCUUAUACUGAGAGCGGGGACUUCCUGGGUCGAGAAGUGGUCGGCCAUGAAACCACCUUCAACCGAGGAGGACGCCGCAAAAGCUGCAGCGUGGGAUAUGGCGGACUUAAGUGUAAUCGAAAUGGAAAUGACAGAAUCCCGCGCACAUCUACACAGAACACUCCUGAAAGCUACGGAGGGGCUUCUUAAACGACCGCGGAGACCAUUGAAGAAGCCCGAUGAUAUUAGGUUUCUCCUGAUAUUGCUCUCUAACCCGCUGAUAUAUCCACCCACUUCCGAACUGGCGAGCCUCACAGUCCCCCAAGGUGAAAGGAGACCGUCGCGGCCCGGCGAGAGCAAUACUGGCCGACCAAUGGGCAACCGAUUACACGUCACAAGAAACCCCAGCGGAGGGUCUAGUCAUCAUCCCGGAAUCAUCAAGCGUAUAGUAGGUCUGCUAUCGGACCUACCGGUUGACUGCCAUCAUUAUCUCGUUUCGUGGUUUUCACGCUUCCAAGUAAAGCAGUUUGAGAAGCUCGUUGAGCUCGUUGGAAGGUUCGUGACAUAUCGCCUAGCGCGUCAGCACGUACGAAGGCGAAGUGAAUCUGCGAACGACGAGAGCUACCUAAUACCUAGCUUUUCAAGUGCUGCAAUGAAUACACCGGCGGAAUUACAUGCAGCAAUCAAUGGGAUAAACCAGAACAAGCAAACCAAGAAAAAGGAAGAGGAGCCCAUGACGUAUGGCGACGAUUGGCAAGUCCGAGCAGCAGGCCGAGUAAUGGCGCUGCUAUUCACUGCAAAUAACGCUGACGUCGCUCGAAGGCCAACGGGAGCCUUGGGCCAUGAGUCAAGUCAUCGCGGACACAUGAUUCCAAUCAGCUCAUUCUAUAAUACAAGGCUAGAUUAUUCCAACCUUGUGGUGCCCGAUUUUGAGGCUUGGGAGUCGAAGACAUCGAAAUUCUCCUUCUGUCAGUACCCGUUCUUUCUCAGUAUCGGAGCAAAGAUCCAGAUUCUGGAACAUGAUGCCCGUCGUCAGAUGGAAGUCAAGGCCCGUGAAGCAUUCUUCAACAGCAUUUUGAAUAGAAAGGCCGUGAGCCAAUACUUUGUGCUGAAAGUACGGCGUGACUGUUUGGUAGAAGACAGUCUACAGCGUGUUGGCGAGGUUCUCGGAUCUACUCCCGAGGAAAUGAAAAAAGGCCUGCGGAUCGGAUUCAUCGGUGAGGAGGGUGUGGAUGCCGGCGGACUCCGAAAGGAAUGGUUCCUGCUUCUUGUACGGGAGGUCUUUGACCCCCAUCACGGACUUUUCAUCUACGAUGAAGAUUCACAGUAUUGUUAUUUCAACCCGUAUUGUUUUGAGUCUUCGGAGCAGUUCUUCUUGGUGGGAGUUGUUUUAGGACUUGCUAUUUAUAACUCUAUCAUUCUUGACAUUGCACUCCCACCCUUCGCAUUCAAAAAAUUGUUAGCGGCAGCGCCGCAGACGUCUGCACCACAACCACUGACUACCCGCCCUACGUACAAAUGCAGCUUAGAUGAUCUAGCGGAGUACCGGCCAGCUCUUGCCAGAGGCCUGCGGAGGCUUUUGGAGUUUGAGGGAGAUGUUGCCGAGACGUUUUGCCACAACUUUGUGGCCGAUAUCGAUCGGUAUGGCGAGGUUAGGUCCAUCCCGCUGUGCCCUGGCGGGGAGAAGAAACCGGUGACGAACGCGAAUCGUCGAGAGUUCGUGGACCUCUACGUUCACUACCACUUGGAUACUGCUGUGACGCGGCAGUUUGAGCCACUCCGACGUGGGUUUUUCAGUGUUUGUGGUGGUAAUGCAUUGUCCUUGUUUCGCCCCGAGGAGAUUGAAUUACUGGUGCGUGGAUCAGAUGAGCCGCUAGAUGUGAAAUCGCUACGUGCGGUUGCCACAUACCUAAACUGGCAAACAACGAAGCCAGAGUCAGAACCUGUGGUACAAUGGUUCUGGGAGUACUUCGAGCGCACGAAGCCUGAUGCGCAACGCAGACUUCUUUCAUUUAUUACAAGCAGCGACCGCAUUCCAGCCGUCGGGGCAACGAGUCUAAACAUCCAACUGGCCUGUUUCGGCGAUGACUCGUCACGGUUCCCAGUUGCACAUACAUGUUUCAACCGGCUGGGACUGUACCGGUAUGCGACACGGGAAAAGCUUGAGCGGCUGCUCUCGGAGGCGGUAUUGAACAGCGAAGGAUUUGGACUUAAGUAG
This is a messenger RNA of Aspergillus versicolor CBS 583.65, 3486 nucleotides long. Its product is annotated as HECT-type E3 ubiquitin-protein ligase. Gene Ontology annotation, molecular function: ubiquitin protein ligase activity. The transcript has 3 exons. The coding region runs from base 1 to 3486 and encodes 1161 amino acids. NCBI's taxonomy places the organism in Eukaryota, Fungi, Ascomycota, Eurotiomycetes, Eurotiales, Aspergillaceae. Gene Ontology annotation, biological process: protein polyubiquitination. The record is from RefSeq and is a predicted model, not a curated record.